AUGAUUGAAGAACAACAAGUACCACUUCAAACAAUAUCAGCUGAUGUAGUCGAAACAUCUGAAAAAUCUUCAUUAUCUAUUUUUGAAACUCUAUGGCAUCGAUUACGUGAACAUUCGGGAAUUUGGUAUAUGUUAGCAGCAAAUAUGCUAUUUGCUUGUUGUAUAUUUGUAUUAAAACUUAUUCCAGCUGAUAUGUUUGAUAUAAUGAUUGGUCGAUUUUUGAUACAAUCAAUUGUAUUUGGUUCAUAUGCUGCUUUUUAUAAACAUUAUAAUGUAUUUACUACUAAUGGACAACCUAUUGCAUGUACAUUGAAUAUGUUAAUGUCAAGUGGAACAAAUUUAACAUAUUUAGCUGCAUUUUAUUUUCUUCCAUUGUCGGAUGUAAAUGCUAUCAAAUAUACAUAUAUUGUUUGGGCGGCAAUAUUAUCAGUUAUAAUUUUUAAAGAACGCUUUAAAUUUAUAAAUGCUAUUGCAUUAAUAUUGACAAUAUGUGGAUUAAUACUUGCUACAAAACCUCAAUCUUUAAUAAAAAUUUUCAUUCAUUCAUCUGAUCAAUCAACAAUAUCUACAAAUACAACAAAAUCUACAACUACAAUAAUAUCUUCUACAGUUACGAGUUCAUUCUAUUAUCAUUUAGGUAUUAUUUUCGCUUUCACAUCAUCAUUAACAAAAGCUGCACAAAUGACGGCGAGAAAGCAAUUAGUUAAAAAGAAACAACCAUAUUCUGUUAUGAAUUUUCAAUUUACAGCAUUUGCUUUAGUUGUUGCAGUGAUUUAUAGUCUUAUUCGAAGAUUUUGGCAAUCAGAUCCAUAUCCAUGGAAAUGGAUAUCUACAGCUGGUGUUGCUAUUGGAUGUUGUCAUUUAAUAACAAAUACAUUUUAUGCUAAAGCAUUAAAAAGAGAAAAUCUUCAACUAUUAUCUAUACUUGGUACACUUGAUAUAGUUUAUGCUUGUUUAUUGCAAUAUAUAUUUUUUCGACUUACAAGACCUUGGAUGUUUUAUAUCGGAGCUUCAUUUAUUGUUACAUCAGCGAUUAUACUUUCAAUAGAUACUUAUUUAACGAAUAAGAAAUCAAAGAACAAUAAAAAUCAGAAGAAUGAUAUUUAA
Molecule: messenger RNA, 1107 nt
Organism: Rotaria sp. Silwood2
Lineage: Eukaryota; Metazoa; Rotifera; Eurotatoria; Philodinida; Philodinidae
Source: the annotation of a GenBank genome assembly